AUGUCUACCGAUCAUCCGGAGUCGGGGCCAAACAUCAAAGAUAUCAACCAAGCCCCAAUCACAUCUCCGCAGGAUCAACAGAUCACAGCACCAACCACAGAGCUCCAACCCCAACCAGACCUCGCUGAUACGUCCAUCUUAUCCGUCCAUCAAACCGCGAACCAGACAAUCCACCCCGCAACUGGCCCCGGUGGCGAAACCAAAUCCGCCCCCGUGACAACAUCGCCGACUAACCCUCACCAAGUAACCGACAACGCACCCGUCGCGCUGGCACAACCCACUACACCGCCUUCAAUGGAGACCGACGAGCCAAAGACUGCGCCCGAGACCUCAACAGAGCAAUCUGAUGACGGUUCUGUGAAGGAACUUGAGGAGGAUGCUGGCCCGUCGCUGGUGAUUACCCUCCUGUUGACGACGGGAUCGCGCCACCCGUUUACUAUCGAUGGAAAAUAUCUAAAGAAGCGAUCGGUGAAUGUUGAGAACUUUGAUCCGUUCUUGAUGAGCGUUUACACGCUGAAGGAGUUGAUUUGGCGCGAAUGGAGAUCUGAUUGGGAGACCCGUCCCACAUCACCGAGCUCGAUCCGUCUUAUCUCGUUUGGGAAGUUGUUGGAUGAUAAAUCGCCUGUUUCUGACUCCAAGUUCAGCAAAGAACAUCCAAACGUCGUCCAUAUGACCGUCAAGCCGCAAGAAGUCGUCGACGAGGAAGAUGCAAAGGGAGCAAAGGCACAGUACAGCCGGGAGCGCGAAGCUAGUGAGCGCAGUCCUGGAUGCCGAUGCAUUAUUCUAUAA
Molecule: messenger RNA, 789 nt
Organism: Penicillium concentricum
Lineage: Eukaryota; Fungi; Ascomycota; Eurotiomycetes; Eurotiales; Aspergillaceae
Exons: 3
Coding region: 1-789 (262 amino acids)
Source: RefSeq, a predicted model, not a curated record